UCUUGACUCUGACUAAACACACGACAAACUUGAAGCAAGUCGUAGCUUUGAAAUAUAUCCUCGUUGAUUUUGGCAACAAGUUUUGUGUACAUGUGUUUGUACUGCUAAUGGACACUUUUACAUUGAGAGUGAUGUGUGGAUGCUGUGUUUAUCAAUGAAGUGGCAAAAUUAACGUUUUGUCAUGUGUACAUUUGGUUAUUCAUACAGACAAUAUAUAUUACUAUACUCCUUGUAUUACUUACGUUCAUAUUAAAUAUGAAUAAUUGUUUUCACUGUUUACCAAUCUUACGUUUCGUCAAAUAUUGGAUAUGCAUCGUCCUUGGAGAUUAGAAUUACAAAUACAACAGAGACGACCCUAUGACAAUGAAGCAUCUGGUGAAUCAUCCGAGUCAGACGGAAAGGAUAAGAAGAAAAAAUUAAAGCCAUUUGAAGCUUUUCGGAGAUUGUUUAAAAGCACAAGGAAACGUAGCAGCAAGUCUAAAGAUGAUCCCCAAGUUAGCAUAGUAUCAGUGAAAGCCAAGUCUACCACUGCAUUACAUUCAGGAAGUAAUGAAGACGAUGAUGAUGAGGGCGGGUUUAAAAGUAAUAGGACCUUACAAGGGACCAGGAGUAUAUCAGAAGACAGUGUUUUUAAUCCCGAACUUAAAGAAGCUAACCCAGAAUCUUUGAAGAAAACAGCUGUAUCAGAAGAAAAUAUCCAUAAAUCUACAUUCCAGGCUGAGCUGUUUGCUAAAUUAAAAAGUCGUCAAUCUGUGUGUUCUGAUGAUGAUGAUGCCGGUCUACCUCACAGCCCCACCCCACCCGUCACCACUGCUGAUAUAAUAAUGGGUGGUGGCCUUAAGCCUCUGCCAGUGUCCGGUAAAUCAAUGAGUCGAGAGAGUGAAACCAGUUUAAUAAGUGAAGAUGGCUCCGACAAUGACGAGGAGGAUGCCUUUGACCGAGAAUGGAAAAGUUCUGUUGCCGCUGUUACAAGUUCUAAAGUAAUAAAAUCUCCUGCUAAAGAGAGAAACAGUUUAGAUUUUAGUUCUGUACAAACUACGGAGGUAUUAAGUAAUAAGGUAUCUCGAGAUAAGUUAAACAUCAGUAAAAACCGACGAUCAAGAGCACCUUCACGUAAGAAGAAGGAGGUAAAUGAUAAAUCAGCUAAAACUCUUCCAGGAGUAAAAGAAGAAUCUCCAACAAAGACACAAACACAAAGUAUAUUCUCAGAAGAAACACCAAGCAUCAGCCAGUUAUCAUCAUCUCUUCCAACAAAUCUAUCAGAUGAUAAACCCAAAGCAAAAAUAUCACAAGCAACUUCUACCAAAGUUAUUGCAGCUCAAACUUCACAAAAUAAGACAGUUGAGCUAGGACUUAAUAAAGACAGUGAAAGUGCAAAUAAAAGUGAGGUUAUUUUGAGAUCUGCAUCUACUAAAUCAGAUACAGAUGCUCCUAGUGAAAAACAUAAUGAGCUAUCGCAAGCUUUUGGUAAACUUAAAAAGCCAUCAAGCACGGACAAUGAAGCCAGUGCUAAAAGUGAACAAAAGACAGUUGAACUUCAGCCAAAAGAACUGAAAUUAGAAAAUACGGAAAAUAAAACCAAACCUGAAGAAAAAAUUGAAAUCAAUGUACAGAGUGUUGAUAAGUCGGAAGAGAAUAAGCAAAAUGAAGAUCCGACAAAGAAAAGUGUCAUUAGUUUACGACCCACUGAUUCUAAAGACUCGGUUAGUUCUUCUCCCAAAGAGGAAUAUCGACUUAAGCGACAGAAUCGUAGUAAAACGCUGCCAGUGGCAUCCGAUGCUGUUAAAGAAGCAGUUAAAGAUGAACAAACCACAGUUAAAGUACAGAGGGCCAAUUCUCAACGUGUGGAUGCUGAGAGUUCUCCUAGGGGUGAGGUCACAAAGAGGCAAUCAGUGAUAUUACCUCUCACCUCAACUACGAAACAGAUUGAAACUAAACGACUCUCGUGGGUAGAAGAGUCUCAUAAAUCAUCUGGCGAACCAGAUUGGUUAGCCAACUUGAAGAAAAAGAAGUCGGUCAAAGAUGAAACAUCUCCGACGGAAGAAGUCAAGACAGUUGUACCUGAAAAAGUAGAAGUGAAGAAAGCCGAGAGUCCAGUUAAGCCUCUUACAUAUGUGAAAACAUCUUCUGUGGUUAACGGCAAAUCUACAACUAAACCAACAGAGACAAAACCCUUGGAGACGUCUAGCGAUAAAACUGAAACAGACAGUAAAAAGACGACACUGUCUGCUACUACAGAUCCCAAAACUACAUCUUUUGGUGGUAGUAAAGUUUCUAGUAUCAAUACGCAACAUGCUAAAAUAAAUACCAGCAACACUAAAGUGGAAACUAAAGUAGUAACUUCCUCUAUUUCAAGUACAACACCCAGUGCUGCAAAGUCAUCUAUAGCAGAUCGAAUAAGUAGCUUAAAAGGUACGCCUGCAAGUGAAACACCAAAAUCUGCACCAGAAAAAAAUGUGACAACUAAACCAGUAGCAGAAAAAAGUGUCACACCAAAACCAGAACCAGAAAAAAGUGUUACACCAAAGCCAGAACCAGAAAAAAGUGUAGCACUAAAGCCAACAUCAGAAAAGAAUGGAACAACACCAGUGUCAACUAAACCCAUGUCUACAAUAGCUUCCCGUUUUACUCCUACUGUGUCUUCUAUAUCCACAGCUUCCAAAUUUACUCCUUCAGUACCUUCCACAAAAUCAGCAGUCAGUCGAACAAUUAGUAUUCCCACUUCAAGUAAAGCUGCAGAUAUAACCAGUAAUACCAAACCAGUCAUCAGUCAGACUGGCGCAAAACCUCAAACGGUCAGUCAAAUUAAACCAGUAUCCACAGCUACAUCUAAAAUGACAUCUGCUACUACUAAAAAUGGAUCAACAACAGCAAAAGAAACAAGUACAUCGGCAACACCAACUUCUGAUGUUCCAAACUGGAGAAGAAAUUUGGGUCAGAAAAAGUCAGAAUCAAGUAGCACUGUUGCUCCAGUAUCAAAUUUCGCACCAGUGAAAAUAGAGUUGAUAGAAAAUUCUGCUCCAUCAACUAAACCAGAGAAGAAAGUAGAAAUUAAGAAUUCAGGUUCAACAGAGAGUGAACUGGCAGCUGAAAAAUGGUCAGAUAAUGCCAACAAUAGAAAAUCCAAGGUCUUGGAUAUGGUGAAAAACUUUCAAAAACUAGAAGUCACAUGAAUGUAAUUCUUGUAGCCAAAAUGUGGACAGUGUUAGUUUAAACUAUGUGGAUUACUUGAAUGUGGGAUUCUCUUAGUUUGUUAUUUUAUCAAAUAUUUUAGAAUUAAAUUAUAUUUUAAUUGAUGAUUUAAUCUAAAUAUGAAGUAAUCAUCCAUCUGUUUUAACAAUACAGUAUUUAAAAAAAACAACAAAAAAAACGAUUCAAUUUAUAUGCACUAAUGUACUUAUCUGAAAUUAUUCGUUUAUAUGAAUGUACACAAAUUAAUUUGGUUUAAAAACACUUGUUUAACCUUCAAACAAUGUUAAAGACAAUACCGUACUAUUACAACUCUUCUAAAAUAUGUAUAUCGUUGACUCUUCUCUGUUCAUAUCCACCAGAUGCUAGAACUAUUUGAAAUUUAGCUGCUUGUAUUUUGUUUUCAUAUUUACUGCAUUCAAAGUGGAUAUUUACAUAGAAUAUUAGGCCAGGCAUUGUUAUAAUUUAAAUCAGUAAAUUUAUAAACUAGAUUAAGAUAUAGACAGUCAUAUUGUCUUCCUUAUAUAUAUUCUACCUAUAUUUAAUACCUUAUAUAUCAAUUUAGUGUUUAAUCAUAGUUCAAUGGUAGAUGUCAUAUAUAGUGCAAUUGUAGUUGACUGACUAAAAUCCUUGGUUAAAAAGAAUUACGUUCAUUUUAAUUAUUGAACAUGGAUACAGUAAUUUAUUGUUGCUUUAUAUAGAAUCAUUCAGUGGGUCUGUUUAAUAAUCUGUUAAUCCACAUCAUGGUAAAUAUGAGUUAUAUGUUUAAUAUGUUGUAUCAUAUCAUAUUUAAAAAUUCUCAUUUUUAUAUUCCCACAUUGAAAUGUGGUUGUAUAUUGUCGUCAUGUCCUGAGUUAUAGCCCUUGAUCGACUAUCUGAAGGCUAAAAUUGUCAUCCGAUUGACUUGGGAGUUUAUAAACAAACUGAAACUGCUAAAGUUAUCACCUAAUUACCGGUACUGGUAAAUAUUUUGUAUGAUAAAGAAGUAGAAGCCAACUGAGCUACAGUGGGCAUGUUUGUGGCCUGGCAACCUUUCUUAUUUACCUUCAAUUGACAAUCUUGAAUAAAGCUGUUAACAUUUGAUAUUAUUUUCAAUUAUUCAAACUUUAAACAUUUUUUUCUGGGGUUAAAGUGUUUGUGGAUUAUAAGGUUAAUACAGACUCAUGAUGUGUAAUUAGAAUAUUUAUUUACUAUAUAACAAUAGAUAUAUUACAUACUUAUUAUAAUCACAUUCCUUUGUUGUUAUUAUACAUUUCUGUUUAUUUCUGUGUGUAUAUCAUUAUAUCUAGGUAGAUUUAGUUAUUGUUAAGUUAAAACAAUUGCUCAAUGUUGUUCACAGUAACUUAGACUAGCAUGUAACUAUCUAGCUGUAUUCUUAUCUAUAUCUAUAUAUAUAUAUAUAUAUAUUAUAUUUUAAAGAGUAUAUGUCUACACUGUUAUUAUCUGUUAUCAAUCAUUUGUAGUCUUUUUUUAUUUAAUUCUCAAAUACAUUUAACAUUCCAUUGAAAAUAACGAAUAGCAAGAAGUGCAUAAGAAUUGAUUCACAUGGCAUAAGUCCAUUCAGCCUAACAACUACUCCAUUGACAUUCCAGAAACAUUAAACAUACUUAUUUUAUGUUUAAGAUAAAUUGUAUUUUGUCUGUAAAAUGUCAACAUGCAGCGAUUGUGAAGGCAGUGGCUGAGGAAAUAUAUAUAGAUGAUAACUUUCAAAUUAUUUGAGAAUUUGAAUGCUUAAUAUGAUUGGACAUAUUUCUCAAGAUAGAUAAAACAAUGAUAGGCUAGCUACGUUUCUUUAAAAAACAUUUCUUAACAGUAUUUUAUCAUUCUUAUAUUAAAUAAGCAUAGCCAGGUUUUGUGUUCUCUAACUUAUAAUUUCAUACUUUGUGGGGAGAAUGUAGUCAAUCUUGAUUUAUUAAUAUAUUUCAUUGAAUUUAUUUCUAUGAUGUUAAAUAUUGUUAUGUGCAAUUACUAAACUAAGUUAAUCAACAACAGAUUAUCAUCAGAAAAAUUCAUUUGUGAUAACUGUAUAAAGUAGAAUUCAGAGUGUUUUAAUUAAUGAAUAAAUAUUUAAAGUAGUGCAAUAUAAAUAAAAUACAUCUAAUUUCUUUUUGUUAAAUAUUAGUUAAUUCUUGCUUUUCUUUUAAAUUUAACAUAGCAGAAAUAGUUAAUACGUGCUUCCAUUUGUAAUUUAAUAAGCUUAUACAAGUAGUAAUUUAGUAACUAUCAGAAUGUGUUCAACUGUAUAAAUAAAGAAAUUAACAAGUUUACAUGUAAUUUGUGUUUUGGGUUGCUUCUUAACACUUUAACCAAGUUUAGUUUAUAUGUAUAAUUCAGCAUUAUAUGAUUAUUUAUUUUAGUUAUUUAGGAAGUUAAAAUAUUCAAUACUAAUGAUGUUAACUGUAUUAUUAACUGGAGAUUUUUAUGCUAGAAAAUAUACCGCAGCUAUUUCUUAUGUUUGGGAAGGAUGUCUAAAAUUAUUUAUUAAAUUAGGUUUUUACUUCGUGGUGCUAGCAUCAUACAGGGUUUAAUCACUGCUUGCGAUCUCUUAUUUCUUCUUGUGGACAGUUAGUUUGUGAUCAGAAUCAGCUAUUCAUGGUCGCAAGUUUUUGUUGGAACUACAGGGUUGUCUUAGCACUGUCUGUAUUGACAAACUGGUACUUAAAAUUUAUUUUAGCGUUUUAGAAAUUGAAAAAUAUUGUUUAUCUUGAAACAUUAACCUGUCCAUUUCAUGAAGAUUAAUUAUGGGUGUAAUCAGUUCAUUGUAAAGGAUAUUUUUAUCAGAUUUAUUUUCCCUUCUGUAACUGUCUGAAUAUUUGAUUGUUUUUAGUUAAUUCUGUGCUUUCAGUAUUGUUAUAGUUAGUAUUUUGUUAGUUCCUGUUGUUAUUUUAUUUACUAUAUAUAUAUAUAUAUGUCUUAUUUCUAUGUGUGUAUAUUAUAGAAACUCUGUAUAUAAACUUCUGUAUAUAUAUCCAUGUUAAUUAUUAUCUGUUUUCUGUUGUAAAUAUUUCAUUAUGUAUAUGUUUGUAAUCAUUGGUAUGGAAUAGUUGCUUAUUUAACUUGAUCCGUUAACUGUGAACGCUGUGUGCAAGAUUCUAAAUCUGAAAUAAUUGCAACUCAAAAUACAGAUUAAAGUUUAGUUUUUUGGCUACUACUUUUGUAUAGGCAUUCUGGUAGUUAAAUUGAAAAUGUGAUUAUUUUUAUAUUUUUAAGGAAUGAUGUCUAAUGUAAAUUUAUGUCUUGAGCGUGCCUUCGUGGAAUGAAUUUCUAUUUUAAGAACAUAGAUGCAUGCUGAUGAACAGAAUGAAAGAUUUAUUUUUGUAUUGGGGAUCAGAUUUUCUGGAUUUGUUUUAAGUUUCUUGAAAUAAUUAGAAGAGAGAUAUGGUGGCCAUAUUUGACAUUUGUUUUUAAUCUGGACCAAAAUAAAUGUUUCCCUGUCCGCAUACAUACAUUGUGGGCAACAUAAAAUGUUUUUGAUAACUUUAUGUAACCUUAAUUAUUGUUAAACCCUUAUUUUAAUUUGUAUGUGCUUUUAUUUGUAACAUUCCAUACAUGUUUUCUUGUUAAUGUAUUGUUGCCUUCUAUACACAUGUAAAUCCAAUAAUAUUAAUAUUCAUCAUUAAAAUUGUCAUUCAUGAAAAAAUGU
Molecule: messenger RNA, 6832 nt
Organism: Patella vulgata (common limpet)
Lineage: Eukaryota; Metazoa; Mollusca; Gastropoda; Patellidae
Product: mucin-2
Exons: 10
Coding region: 309-3173 (954 amino acids)
Source: RefSeq, a predicted model, not a curated record